Hemiscyllium ocellatum (epaulette shark) is the source of this 3090-nucleotide messenger RNA. It is a transcript of the gene xrcc1, whose product is annotated as X-ray repair complementing defective repair in Chinese hamster cells 1. Gene Ontology annotation, molecular function: damaged DNA binding. The record is from RefSeq and is a predicted model, not a curated record. The transcript has 17 exons. Gene Ontology annotation, cellular component: nucleus. NCBI's taxonomy places the organism in Eukaryota, Metazoa, Chordata, Chondrichthyes, Orectolobiformes, Hemiscylliidae. Gene Ontology annotation, biological process: double-strand break repair via nonhomologous end joining; single strand break repair; base-excision repair. Bases 264 to 2303 code for a protein of 679 amino acids.
CGCGCCCCCCGCAGGAAGAUGAAAACAUGGAGGAGAAGUCCAACUUUUUAAACCCUUUUUAAAGGAAGUUUCUGCUGUUAUCGCGGCUAUCCAUGAGGAGAACCCCCCUUAAAAUAUCGCCCCCUCUCACCCCCGAGGGGUUUCAACUGCGAUCCUGAGAAUUUUUUUUUUGCUUGACUUUCUCCACCUCCCUCAGCCCAACCAACUCCAUAAGGUCUUCUUAUUGCCAUUUCUUCGCCCCUCUACCUGCCUCUGUUUCCAGGAUGCCCGAGAUCAAACUCCAGCAUGUGGUAUCGUGCAGCAGCGAAGACGUGACUCACAAGGCUGACAAUCUGUUAAAACCAGACACCUACAGGAAAUGGAAGUGUUCAGAUCCUGGUGAGAAACAGGUGUCUGUCAUCCUCCAGUUUGAGAAAGCAGAAUACAUCCACGGCAUUGACAUUGGAAAUGAGGGCUCCGCGUUUGUGGAGAUCUUGGUUGGAAACUCGACGUCAGCCUGUGAGCAGGAUUUUGAGGUCCUCCUGGUCUCCUCGUUCUUCAUGUCUCCGACAGAGAGCCGCAACGGGGCACCCCUCAACAGGGUCCGGAUGUUUGGCUCGGAGAAGCUGGCCAAAGCCACCCUGGGGAAGAAAUGGGACCGGGUCAAAGUGGUCUGCACGCAGCCCUACAACAAGAAUUUAGCAUACGGCCUCUCGUUUAUCAGAUUUUACUCCACUCCACAAGACAUGGAGAAAUCAGCAGGAUCCUCCUCACCGCAGAAAAUCACCAAACUGGGUCAGUUUGUGGUGAAGGAGGAGGAAGGCAGCAAUGAUGACCUCAAGCCAGGCAGCCUGUUCUUCAACCGGGCCAGCAGACCCCAGCUGGGCACGCCUGCAGCCACGUCUACUCUGACCGCGAGCGACCAGCCCACGGCGAGCUACGCGGCGGCAGCAUUGGAGGCGAGCGGUGUCACAUCUCCGAGCUCCUUGUCCACGGCGAAGGAGAAACCUGCGAGGCCCGGACCCAGCGCCCCCUCUGCAAAGCAACCGACUCCAGGGAAAAGGAAGUUUGAUUUUCCGAAGGAGAGGAUGGGGAGCGUUCCUGUCAAAAAGGAGAGCCCCGGGGGAGGGCCAGAAGCUGCGAGCAAGAAAGUGAGCCCGCCACUGUCCGCAACGAAAAGGUUCAAAGCCGAGGCCAGUGUCUCAGCGCCCCCUGUGAACGCUGGGCCCCUCAGCCCCACACUGUUGGGCCCCUCCAGGAAAGCUGCCGGGUCCCUUCCCAAGAAAGGGAAGAAACACGGAGGGGCGUCUGGCGAGCCGGUGGAGUUCCACCGCAUCCUGGAGAGGACCGUCUUCGUUCUGAGCGGCUUCCAGAACCCUUUCCGCUCCGAGUUGCGGGACAAGGCUCUGGAAAUGGGGGCCAAGUACCGGAGCGACUGGUCCCCCGACUGCACCCACCUCAUCUGUGCCUUUGCGAACACUCCCAAGUACACCCAGGUCAAGUCACAAGGUGGGUGUGUGGUCCGAAAGGAUUGGAUCUUGGACUGUCACAAGAAGAAGCAGAGGCUCUCCCACAAGCGGUACCUACUGGACGGGGCCGAGUCGAGCAGUGAGGAGCUGGAGGAGGACGAGGAAUGGGGUGGCGCGCCGACGGCCCAGCCUGCAGACAGGAAGACCACGCCCCCAGAGGGGUCUCGCAAGCUGCCAGCCAAGGAGCACAGAGUCACCCCCAGGCCGGAGCCUCCGAGAACAAGCCAAGGCCACCCUGGGGCCAGCUCGUCAUCGAGCGGCCAGCCCAGACCCCUGACUCCGGAUGAAGACUAUGGAGGAUCCACCGAUGAGGAUUUGCCAGUUCCUGGGAGGAGCUUUGAUGGUGAUUCUGGCUGUGACACUGAGGAUGAACUCAAAAGGGUCCAGGAAUACAAUCAGAAGCAGCUCCAGGCCAAGGAGGAAAUCGAUCCGUACGCUGGCUCCACGGACGAAAACACCGACGUGGAGGAGAGUGGCGCUGGAGACCUUGACCUCCCCAUCCCUGAGCUCCCUGAUCUUUUUCUGGGGAAGCACUUCCUGCUGUACGGGGACUUCCCCAACGAUGAGCAUCGAAUGUUGAGCCGCUAUAUCACCGCCUUCAACGGGGCCCUGGAGGAGUACAUGAACGACUCUGUAAACUACGUGAUCACAGCGGAGGAGUGGGAUGACCGAUUUGACGAGGCUCUGACGGAGAACUCCAACCUGGCCUUUGUGAAGCCUCGAUGGGUGUACGUGUGCAAUGCGAAGCAGAGAAUGGUGCCCCACCAGCCCUACGUGGUGGUCCCUCAGCAAUAGCUGCUCGAAACCCAUCUCCUGUUGGUCCCCUGAGGCCAGAGGGAGGGCAGUGGAGCUGAACACUGAGAGGCAGAGACCCCCGGAUCCUGGCAUCAAAUCUGUCAGGCCAGCUGAGCGUGUGUGAGGAAACAAAGCAUUUUAUCAUGGCGAUGAGGGAGGCCAUUCGGUCCACUGAGUUCAUUCUAGUUCUGUAUCAGAUGAUCCCGUUAGUCCCAUCCUUGCUGGAUUCUUGUAGCAUUGCAAGUUUAUUUCUCUUAUGCGUCUCUUCAAAUUCCUUUUGAAAUCAUUCAUCAUCUGCGCUUCCCCCACAACACCCUUGGGCAGAGACCUCUUCCCUUUUUCCUCAAAACCUGAAGACUCUGUCUCCCCCAGAACAGGUUUUCUUUGCCCACACUUUUUAAAAAUAUUUUUUGGGCGUUUUGUACAUUCCUACCUGGUGUCCUUCACUCCCAUAAGAGUGAACCCUGUCACUGAAAUCUGUCCCCUCUGCAGCAGGUCCGAUGAAUCUCCACCGCAGCCUCUCGCCCCUCACAUUCCUUCUCAAGGAUAAAAGCUUCCAAAAAUCCAGAAUAACUUGCCUCUUGAAGGUGUAUUUUAGAUCAGCCUGUAUCAAGGUGAGAGAUCGAAGAGGAGGUCACGCAGUCAACAGAGCUACUGAUAUUGUUUGAAAUUGUCUAAAUCUUUGCUCAAUUGAUAGCUUUUGUUGUUUGAUUCUAUUUUCUUGUAAAUAAACCAGACGCGUUUGCUUAAAGCCCUGAAGGGGUUUUUUGAAGCUGAGAAAGUCUAA